Cricetulus griseus (Chinese hamster) is the source of this 369-nucleotide messenger RNA. Lineage: Eukaryota; Metazoa; Chordata; Mammalia; Rodentia; Cricetidae. The record is from RefSeq and is a predicted model, not a curated record.
AUGAAUAUCAAGAUAAUAUUGGAUGAACUUGCACUGAGGGGUCAUGAGGUGACAGUUCUUAGAUCUUCAGCUUCCAUCUUUCUUGAUCCCCAAAAAUCACCUGGCCUGAAGUUUGAGACUUCUCCUAAAUCUAUCAAUGCAAAUUAUCCCUGUGGUGAGCUGCUCUAUUUUCCUGGCUACAUAAUAGAAAAGUACAGUGGUAGACUUCUCAUCCUUCCCUCCUAUGUACCUAUUAUUUUGACAGGAUUAAGUGAUCAAAUGACAUUCUUGGAGCGGUUAGGAUAUAUGAUGAUAUGCUUGCUUUAUUUUGGCUUUUGCUUCCAGCCAUUUACUGAGAAGAAAUGGGAUCUAUUUUACACUGAAAUUUAG